AUGGCAUCGAGUUCACGUUUUUAUGAAAAUGAGGGUCGUUCUUUAUCUAGGGCACCAUUCUUUGAUGGCACCGAUUAUGCAUAUUGGAAAACAAUGAUGGAAGAUUUUUUAACUGCAUAUAGUCUUGAUUUGUGGGAAAUAGUUAGAGAUGGUCCAUAUGUCCCUAAGGAAAAGGUAAAGAGAGGAGAAGUAGAAGAGAUAGUAGAAAAGAGUAGAGAUAAGUACACGGAUGAAGAUAAGAGAUUAAUUGCUUUAAAUGCUAAGGCUAAGAGUGCAUUUCAUUGUGCUUUAAGUAGAUCCGAAUUUAAUUAUGUACAGUGUUGUAAAUCUGCUUAUGAAAUUUGGAAGAAGUUAGAGUUAAAAUAUGAAGAUUUUGAAAAGGUACAAAAGGUUCUAAGAUCUUUACCGGAGGCAUGGGAUCCAAAGGUGACAGCCAUUCAAGAGGCCAAGGAUACUAAGAAGUUGUCACUAGAUGAACUAAUGGGUUCACUAAUGACACAUGAGCUUACUCUCAAAAACAGGUAUAAAAACAAAGAAGAUUCUUUAAAAUCUAAAUCAAUUGCUUUACCUGUUGCACAGGAAUCCAAUGGAGAGGAGGAUUCAGAAGAGGAGAUUGCCAUGUUGGCUAGGAGGCUUCGAAACUUUAUGAAAAAGAAUAAGAGGAGUUUCAGCAAGACUAAGCCUGUAGAAGCCUCAAAUGAAAAGAAAGUGGAGGUGUGCUUGAAGGCCAAAGGUACUUCAAGCCAAUGGUUCUUGGACAGCGGAUGUUCAAGGCACAUGACUGGAGAUGCCACCUUAUUUUCGUCUCUUAAAGCUAAAAAGCAUGGAGGUAAUGUUACUUUUGGUGAUGGCUCAAAAGGGAAAAUUGUAGGUAUUGGAAAUGUGGGUAAUCCUUCUAAACUCAUGUUUGAAGAUGUCUUAUUUGUGAGUGGCUUAUCCUACAACUUGCUUAGCAUAAGUCAAUUAAUUGACAAAGGCUACAUGGUUGCAUUUGAAGAUUUUGAAAAGGUACAAAAGGUUCUAAGAUCUUUACCGGAGGCAUGGGAUCCAAAGGUGACAGCCAUUCAAGAGGCCAAGGAUACUAAGAAGUUGUCACUAGAUGAACUAAUGGGUUCACUAAUGACACAUGAGCUUACUCUCAAAAACAGGUAUAAAAACAAAGAAGAUUCUUUAAAAUCUAAAUCAAUUGCUUUACCUGUUGCACAGGAAUCCAAUGGAGAGGAGGAUUCAGAAGAGGAGAUUGCCAUGUUGGCUAGGAGGCUUCGAAACUUUAUGAAAAAGAAUAAGAGGAGUUUCAGCAAGACUAAGCCUGUAGAAGCCUCAAAUGAAAAGAAAGUGGAGGUGUGCUUGAAGGCCAAAGGUACUUCAAGCCAAUGGUUCUUGGACAGCGGAUGUUCAAGGCACAUGACUGGAGAUGCCACCUUAUUUUCGUCUCUUAAAGCUAAAAAGCAUGGAGGUAAUGUUACUUUUGGUGAUGGCUCAAAAGGGAAAAUUGUAGGUAUUGGAAAUGUGGGUAAUCCUUCUAAACUCAUGUUUGAAGAUGUCUUAUUUGUGAGUGGCUUAUCCUACAACUUGCUUAGCAUAAGUCAAUUAAUUGACAAAGGCUACAUGGUUGCAUUUGAAGAAGAUUAG
Messenger RNA from Diospyros lotus (date-plum), 1632 nucleotides. RefSeq lists its product as uncharacterized. The record is from RefSeq and is a predicted model, not a curated record. Lineage: Eukaryota; Viridiplantae; Streptophyta; Magnoliopsida; Ericales; Ebenaceae. The transcript is spliced from 6 exons. The coding region runs from base 1 to 1632 and encodes 543 amino acids.